Messenger RNA from Boleophthalmus pectinirostris (great blue-spotted mudskipper), 4747 nucleotides. RefSeq names its product coagulation factor V (gene f5). The record is from RefSeq and is a predicted model, not a curated record. Gene Ontology annotation, molecular function: oxidoreductase activity; copper ion binding. NCBI's taxonomy places the organism in Eukaryota, Metazoa, Chordata, Actinopteri, Gobiiformes, Gobiidae. The transcript is spliced from 13 exons. The annotation marks the transcript as partial.
CUAGGUAUAUGGCUCCUGGCAUCUCUUAGCACCCAUGAAAGCACUAAGGGUGUCCGCGUCAAGUUCCAAGAUGUGGGGUGCUUCCGAGACUUAGAGUUGGACGAAGAAGAGGGAGAUACAAUUAAAUUCACAGAGUGGAAACCUGACAGUUUGGACGUGAUCCAGACAGAGCAGGAAGAGAAGAAGAAGAAGGAUCAGGAGAAAAAGGAGAAAGAAAAAACUGUAGAAGUAGAUGAAUACACAGAGAUAUUUGCCGCGGAAUUGGGCAUAAGGUCUUUGAAAAACCAGUCUACAGAUAUGGAACAACUGGAUUUGGAGUCUGUUCUGGACUAUGACACAGUGGAUAUGCCAGAUGGAGAUGCAGAUACACUAAGUACAAAAGGAAAAAAUGUUACAAUUAAAACAGACACUAGUGCAGAGGCUAAUAUUACUGAGAAGGUUGAAGAAAAUACAAGGGGACACAGUGACACAGAGAUCUUGUCAAUUGGACACAACAGUUUGGAAAUAGAUAGUUCAAAUCUCACUGUUUUUGACAAUAACUCUGAGAUCACGAAUGAGACCAGACCACUCUCGAUUGCAAAUGUAAUCAACACCAACAGUGACCCCUCUUCAGAUGUAAGAAAAUUAUACAUGAUAAACGUGACUUAUCUGAGUGAUUUUGUGGCAGAUAGUUCAGAGGAGAUUUUUACAAGAGGGGACAUAUUCUCCUACGAUACACCUGAUAACUCCCACACUGAUGAAUACGAUCAUAAUGUGAACAUUGAGAAUGCCUCAACCGGGCCACAGAAGACAGAAUAUAAUAUCACAUUGGAUAAUACCUCGGAAGAUGUCAGUAGAAGUGCUUAUUUGAAUUUGACAGGGACUAGUGACAACUCCACUAGGGGGCACCAACAUCAGUUAAAUUAUACUAAAAGUGCCAUUGCUUCUAAAUUGUUUGAGGAUACAGCAGAAAGCACAACUCCAAAUGUCUCUAAGGAAUUGACCACUUCAACAAAUUCCACUUUAAUAAAUUCUACUGUGACUGUGAAUAAUACAGAUAUUGUUACAGAAAAUAUUACAACUUUUAAUUCUUCCCUUGAUAUGGACAGUUUAACCAAUCACACGUCAUUAAUGAACAAAACUGGCAGUUUCUCUCAGCAUGCAGUUAAUUUGCUGAACAGCUCUGUUACCCUGGAAAUCACAGAGGAAGAACUUCUCAAUAAUGGGAGCAAUGACAACACUGACUUUGAACCAGUGCCAUCCAGUUUAGGAACCUCAAAUUUGUCUCUUGAUGCAACAAAUUUACAAAAUGCUUCUAUGUUUUUGGAAACUGCUUUUGAAAACUCAGCAAAUCAAACUUUUUUGAACUCAUCUGAGAUUGAAAUUGCAUUUGUAAGUGCAGCAGACUCUACAGAAUCAAUUGAAAGUUACUCUAAUGUCUCAAAAACUCAGAAUACAACUGGUGAUUCUUUCAAACUAAAUGCAUCUAUGGAAAUCAAUUUUGACAUGACAGAGAACAAGACCUGGGCAGAUGGAAAUACAACCCUUGUGAAAAAUGUCUCAACUGAAACAAAACCAUCUAAAAGUAAUUCUUAUAUUGUGCGUAGCUCUGAAGAAUUAGGUGCCUCUGUAAGCAGUGAGGAAAUUGUUAUUUACCUUCAAGAAAACGCCAGAGAAGCCAUUAAAAGUAAACCAAUUAAAAAUCCUGCACAAAAUUGGACUUAUGACAUAAAACACGAAACUGUCCCAAUGGAAAUCCCUGAUCACAUUGUCAAAUACAUCAGUAAACCAGUGCCCCCCAAAAAAACUGUUAAAAAGGUAACCGUGCGACACUGGCCACAUAAAGGACAAGGUAUGAAGACCAAAAAAAGGAAAGACUAUGUGCCUCAAGCUCAGAGCGGUCCACUCUUCUCCCCUCGUGGAUUUAACCCUGGGAUGUCUCCAAGGGGGUCGAGACCAGUCUCACCCAAACCAAUGUCUGAUGAAGAUGAUCUCAUCAACAACCCCAUAGUGAUAGGUGUGCCCAGAUCAGACUUCAGUGACUACGAACUGUACAUACCUGGGGAUGAACCGGACCACCUGGACUUGGAUGAACUCAAAAACGUUAGAGAGGAGGAGUAUGAGUAUGUGUCCUAUAAAGACCCCUACAGUAGCAAUGAAAACAUGAAACAUUUUACCCUGGAUGAUGCCACCAAAUAUUACCUAAAAAAUAUGGGAAAGAAUAGUAAGUUAUAUUUUAUCGCAGCUGAAGAGGUGGAGUGGGACUACGCUGGCUAUGGGCGCAGGAGACAAGAGAGAUCAGAAUUAAAUAGCCGUGAGACAAAGUUUAAAAAAGUGGUUUUCCGAGAAUACAUUGACAGCACCUUCACUAUACCAGACAUCCGAGGAGAGAUAGAUGAGCACUUGGGAAUUCUUGGACCUCUUGUCAAGGCAGAGGUCGGACAGGAUAUUGUGAUUGUGUUUAGAAACAAUGCUAGCCGCCCUUACUCUUUACAUCCCAAUGGGGUUGUUUACACUAAACAGACUGAGGGGUUAAACUAUGAAGAUGGCUCUAAAUAUUGGCAUAAGUAUGACAAUGAGGUCCAACCCGGCAAAAGCUUUACUUAUUUAUGGACUGUCCCUCCCACAGUCGGCCCAGCAAAGGGCGAGUCCGACUGCAGGACUUGGGCUUACUAUUCUGGUGUUAAUCCUGAGAGGGACAUCCAGUCUGGUCUGAUCGGACCCCUGUUGGUGUGCCGUGAAGGGACCCUUAAUAAAUUAGUGACAAACACAUGGGAGUUCACACUGCUUUUCAUGACUUUUGAUGAGUCUCAGAGCUGGUACUUUGAGGAGAAUCUACAAAAAAUUCAAAGAAAAACACGAAGGAAGAGUUUGACCAUGGCUCUGAAAGAAAACCUACAGUUCCACACAAUCAAUGGCAUUAUUCACAGCCUUAAGGGCCUAAGGAUGUACACCAAUCAGCUGGUUCGCUGGCAUCUAAUCAACAUGGGCUCUCCAAAAGACUUCCAGAGUGUUCAUUUUCAUGGUCAAACCUUUUUUCACAAGAAAAUCAAAAGUUAUAAACAGGCCGUUUACCCACUAUUGCCAGGAAGCUUUGCUACUUUAGAAAUGAUCCCAUCUAAGCCAGGGCUAUGGCAACUGGAGACUGAGGUUGGGAGUGUCCAACUAAAGGGCAUGCAAACUCUCUUCCUCGUUUUGGAUGAUGAUUGCAACCAUCCAUUUGGACUGGAGUCAGGCAGUGUGACAGACGUUCAGAUGACAGCUAAAAACUCCAGAGGGUACUGGAAACCACAUCUUGCCAGACUGAACAAUGCAGGAAAAUAUAAUGCAUGGAGCACUGAUGAAGACAACAGUUGGAUUCAGGUUGACUUCCAGCGCCCUGUGGUGAUAAGUCAGAUAUCCACCCAAGGGGCCAAACAGAUGUUUUAUUCACAAUAUGUCAAAAAGUAUGCCAUUUCAUACAGUCAUGACAGACGGAAGUGGACAUUCUACAAGGGUGACAGCAAGAGUGUCAGAAAGAUUUUUAUUGGGAACCAGGAAGCUUAUGAGACCAAGACCAAUACCUUCUUUCCACCUGUAAUUGGUCGGUUCAUUCGGCUCCACCCAGUUGAGUGGUAUGACAAACCCACAGUGCGCAUGGAGUUCUACGGCUGUGAGCUUGAUGGUUGCUCUGUGCCUUUGGGGAUGGAAAGUAGACAGAUAAAGGACCAUCAGAUAUCAGCUAGCUCCACAGCUAGCAGCUGGUACGGUGGACCAUGGAAACCUUCUUUUGCACGUCUCAACAAACAAGGAACCAUCAACGCAUGGCAGGCCAUGACAAAUGACCUGCACCAAUGGCUCCAGGUGGAGCUGCCUCAGAUAAAGAAGAUCACAGGCCUUGUAACACAGGGAGCCAAGGCUCUGGGGAAAGAGAUGUAUGUGAUCUCCUUUUCUCUGCAGUACAGCAGCGAUGGACUUCACUGGACUGACUACACAGAUGAUGAGGCCAUCUUAUCCAAGACCUUUAUUGCAAACACAAACAACUCUGACCAUGUGAGAAACUACAUCUAUCCACCCAUUUUCUCACGCUUUAUCAGAAUAAUCCCCAAAAGUUGGAAGAACACCAUCACUAUGAGGAUUGAACUUCUGGGCUGUGACUUUGAGUGACUCUGACAAAUACAUGCACAUACAAAAGGAUACGUAAUGUUUGUUUGAAAACAAACUUUAUUCAGGUAGUAUACACAACAACAUUACGUAACAGUAACAUCACUAACAGAUAAUGUUUAUUUUGACUGUCCCUGCAUUUUUAAAGUUCUCCUCAAUACAAAACAAAAUGAAUAGGCAUAACACUGUGCAUGCAUUAUAAUAACUGAGAGAGAAGACAUUUGAUGCUAAAACUUAUUUUAAGGACGAAGAAGUCAUGUGGACAUAACAUAAGUGCAAUAAAUCUUAAUUAUGCAAUAUGACAUGCUGCGUUAACAUAGCUGUAGUCAUUUAAGAGGACAUAUGUAUAGCUCUACUAUGCCAUAUGCAGAACUCAUCAUGUUGUAAAAUAAGCUGUCUCAUGAGAAACUUUAUGGCAACAUAAAUGAUCUGUCACUGCAAGUUUGUCUUUUAAAAAAGGAAUGUACUGCAUCUCUGUACAAAAACACACAAGGUUAUGAAUAUCAGUAUUGUUAGUAUGUCUAUAUAUAAAAUAUAUAUAUUUUUUACAAAAAAUGAAUACCAAUAUAUGUAAAUAUGUGAGGACUUUGUAAUUAAUUUUCUCAAUAAAUAUAAUUGAAAUUUA